Molecule: messenger RNA, 715 nt
Organism: Amaranthus tricolor (Joseph's coat)
Lineage: Eukaryota; Viridiplantae; Streptophyta; Magnoliopsida; Caryophyllales; Amaranthaceae
Exons: 2
Coding region: 206-484 (92 amino acids)
Source: RefSeq, a predicted model, not a curated record
UUUUUGAAAAGAAAAUACGAGAACGGAAAAUAUUUGGGUCAAAUGAAAUACCGGACUGUCAAAGGCCCAGGAGGAAUUGACGAUUAGGGCUUCACAGCGCGUAAAUUACUGAAAGUUUUGUCAUUUCGAUCGCCAUUUUUGAUUUCGUUUCUCUCUCUCUUCUAAUCGCACCCUCUUUCUCUCUCAUCAACAUCUCUCAGUAGCCAUGGCGAUGCGAUCUUGUGCCGCGAAGUUGAUGAAUUCUUCUGGAUCUAUCUUAUCCAGACCAGCAAGCCGAGAAAUUCACUCAAGUGGGAUGAAAAUGAUGGGUGGACACGGUCAUGACGAACCAUUUUAUUUGCAUGCAAAGCACAUGUACAACUUGGACAGGAUGAAGCACCAGAAGUUGAAGGUAUCUCUUAGUGUAUUGACCGCCUUUAGCAUUGGAGUCUUUGUUCCUGUAUAUGCAGUCAUCUUCCAGCAAAAGAAGACUGCAUCCGGUUAAUUUCAUUUUAUGGUAGGAAGUUAUGCAGACUACCUGUUUUGUCCCCUGUAUUGAAAGAACAUGAAUUUUCAUGUCAGUUUAAGCUCUGCCCUAAAAUACUUCUUUGCUAUAACUUUGGAAAGAUGCAUUUAACAAUAAGUUCUUUCUAAAUAUUUCUGCUUAAUCAGCUACUAUACUGGUGAUUGUAAUGGUUUUGGGUGAAUGAAAUUCGUCUAUUUUGGUUAUCUAAAA